CUACUCUCACUUCCCUCUCGUUGACAUAACAUAUCCCAACUUUCUAUUUCCAUUCUCUCUCUAAAACCCAAAAAAACACUUCUAUUUUCUCACUCUGGCGAUGCAAGGCCUACGUCGUUACCCCAACGACGUCGUUUGCCUCGACCUGUCACCGCCUCUUCCAUCAACCACCACCAGCAACUCCUCCUCCUCCUCCUCUCUCUCAAUCGACGCAGUCGAAUCCGCCGAAACUAAAAUCCAACGGCUCAUAUCCGAGCAUCCGGUAAUCAUCUUCUCCCGAUCCGCAUGCUGCAUGUGCCACGUCAUGAAGAAUCUCCUCUCCACCAUCGGAGUUCAUCCGACGGUUAUCGAGUUAGACGAUCACGAGAUCUCCGCUCUUCCUCCGCCGCCUAUUCCGCACGAUAAUAACAUCGAUCACGACUCUAAUUCCGCUCGUAACAGCAGCAAUAUCGCUCCCUCCGUGUUCAUCGGAGGAGUUUGUAUCGGCGGACUCGAGUCGCUGGUUGCUCUUCAUCUGAGCGGUCAACUCGUUCCCAGGCUAGCUGAAGUCGGCGCUCUUUGGGUAUGAUCUCUCUUUAUAAAUAUAUAUAUUUAUUAAUUAAAUUGUCUUAGAAAUUAUGUUGUUUUUAUAAUGAUAAAAUUAUAAUCAAUCUCUUUGAAAAAAAAUUAGUAUAAAAGAGGUUUUGUAAUUUGAAUGUUAGAUAUUUUGGGGAUUUAAUUUCUCUCUAUAAUUGUAAGCUAGGCACCAAGAAUAAUUAUUGUUCUUCUUCUUCCUCUUGUUAUUAUCAUCUUUAAUCCACUUUUUACUGGUUAAGUGA
Mercurialis annua (annual mercury) is the source of this 818-nucleotide messenger RNA. Its product is annotated as glutaredoxin-C6. Bases 101 to 568 code for a protein of 155 amino acids. The transcript has a single exon. NCBI's taxonomy places the organism in Eukaryota, Viridiplantae, Streptophyta, Magnoliopsida, Malpighiales, Euphorbiaceae. The record is from RefSeq and is a predicted model, not a curated record.